Molecule: messenger RNA, 3188 nt
Organism: Onychomys torridus (southern grasshopper mouse)
Lineage: Eukaryota; Metazoa; Chordata; Mammalia; Rodentia; Cricetidae
Gene: Oxsm
Product: 3-oxoacyl-ACP synthase, mitochondrial
Exons: 3
Coding region: 460-1839 (459 amino acids)
Biological process (GO): fatty acid biosynthetic process
Molecular function (GO): 3-oxoacyl-[acyl-carrier-protein] synthase activity
Source: RefSeq, a predicted model, not a curated record
GGCGUGCGCGCGCAUGCGCAUAAGGUGUGCGCCGCCAAGCUUGAGUCAGGUAGUGGCUGCGGUCCGCCCUGGCGGCGGAGAGCCCCGGGUUUCAGGUUUGGGGUGGAGGGCCUGGCGUGAUCGUGGAGCCCCGGGAGCGCCUAAUGCUGACCUAGGGAAGUAACACCCGGCCUGCCUGCCUAGGCUGCGCCGGGCUGCGGCGGGGCCUCCGGAAAGGCUCGCUGCCCUACACGGAAGUAGAUAAAGGACACUUCACGGAAUAGGCCCGAGACGGCCGGCCUUCUGUGCACUGACCGUAGGAAUGUCACAGACUCGGUCUACACUGUGCAGUAAUCCUCGGUGAACCCAAACAAGGGUGGAUGCCCUCUGCAAUCGGAUCAGGGUGGGGUGGCCUCGAGGCUUUCCUUGCCCAAUUUUCUUGAAAACUAGAAUGUGUUUUUGAUCUUCUGAAUUCCAACCAUGUUGUCAAAUUGCUUACUAAAAUUUCUAAAAGCCACAAGCUCUCAUCCCUAUCCAGCGCCAUGCUGUUGGUUAAUAAGCAAACGCAAGUUUUCUGACACUAUGCCAGCAGCCGUGUCGCAUAGGCGAGUUGUCAUCACAGGCAUCGGACUAGUGACACCACUUGGUGUUGGGACUCAACUAGUUUGGGAUCGGCUUCUCCGAGGAGAAAGUGGAAUUGUUUCUGUAGUUGGUGAUGAGUACAAGAGUAUUCCUUGCAGAGUAGCUGCUUAUGUGCCAAGAGGUACUGAUGAAGGUCAGUUCAAUGAACAAAACUUUGUGUCCAAAUCAGACACCAAGUCCAUGUCAUCUCCCACCAUCAUGGCCAUCGGGGCAGCAGAGUUGGCCCUGAAAGACUCCGGCUGGCAUCCGAAGUUAGAAGCAGAUCAGGUAGCUACUGGCGUUGCCAUUGGCAUGGGCAUGGUUCCUCUUGAAGUUGUUUCUGAAACAGCUUUGAUGUUUCAGACCAAAGGUUACAAUAAAGUCAGCCCAUUCUUUGUCCCUAAGAUUCUGAUCAAUAUGGCUGCAGGCCAGGUCAGCAUUCGCUACAAACUCAAGGGCCCCAAUCACUCAGUGUCCACAGCCUGCACAACAGGAGCACAUGCUGUGGGAGACUCCUUUAGAUUCAUAGCCCAUGGUGAUGCAGAUGUGAUGGUGGCUGGGGGCACAGAUUCUUGCAUUAGUCCAUUAUCUCUUGCUGGGUUUUCCAGAGCCCGGGCUCUGAGCGCAAACCCGGAUCCUAAGCUGGCCUGCCGACCCUUUCAUCCAGAGAGAGAUGGUUUUGUCAUGGGCGAGGGUGCUGCUGUGCUGGUAUUAGAAGAACAUGAACAUGCUGUUCAGAGAGGAGCCCGGAUAUAUGCGGAAGUUCUGGGCUAUGGACUCUCAGGUGAUGCUGGUCACAUAACUGCCCCUGAUUCUGAAGGAGACGGUGCCUUCAGAUGCAUGGCUGCUGCUGUGAGAAAUGCAGGUGUGUUGCCUGAACAGAUAUCCUAUGUCAACGCACAUGCCACCUCCACACCCCUGGGUGAUGCAGCUGAAAACAGAGCCAUUAAGAAGCUCUUUAGAGAUCACGCUGGUGCCCUUGCCAUCUCUUCCACAAAAGCAGCUACCGGGCAUCUCUUGGGGGCUGCAGGGGCGGUUGAGGCAGCUUUUACCGCACUGGCUUGUUACCACCAAAAACUACCACCAACUUUAAACCUGGAUUGUACAGAGCCAGAAUUUGAUCUCAAUUAUGUUCCACUGGAGGCGCAGGAAUGGAAAACUGCAGGUCGGCAUAUUGGACUCACCAAUUCCUUCGGGUUUGGGGGUACUAAUGCUACACUUUGUAUUGCUGGCAUGUAAACAUUGGCUUUUAACUGUCAUAAAUGUAUAAAUAAUAAUGUGCAUGCAGAUGUUUAAUAACAAUACCCAGAUGUCUGUAACACAACUGGUGUUGGUAGUAGAGUAGUUCUUGCUAGGGAAGGGGCUGCCCAGUGCUGUAAGGGUAUUUUACAGCAACUUGGUGUCUCCUGUGAGAUUUUAGUGGCAACUAGUGACAACCGGAUUUGUCUCUAGACAUGUCCGUAUGUUUCCUGGGGGCUAAAAUAACCUGCACCCAAGAAUUAUUAUUAAUUGAUAUCUUCCUAAUGCUCUGAAUCAAAUAGCUUGUGGUGGUAUUUUAUCUACCCCUAUCCUUUUCAGACAUUUAUUUGGAGAGGAGCUCCUCCAAGCAAGGCUGUGCUGUUGCGUGUUGUAACUCCAGGGGCACCAUUUUUUGUACUGCACAUAGGAAAACAUGAUACAAGUGGGAGUGUGUGUCAUCAGUCAGCAUCCUUUGAGGACAGCUGUGACCAUUGAUGACCUAUUCACCUAUCUAGGUGUCGUUUAUGGAAUUUCUCUGAACUCGUAAGCGUUCGCUUCUCGGAAGGAGGAAGUGAAACUGUGACAUUUCUUAUUCUGGGUGUAUUUGUGCUGUGAAGAAUGGACAGAAAGAUCCUUUGCAAAGAGACUCUUGGUAAAUUAGGCCCCCUUCCCUCAGUCUACCUCCCUGUCCAGCUUUCACGGCUUUUGUCCCUAUCCCAUGAGCCAUCCCCAAACAAACUGCCUUCUCCUGGACUCUACUUUCUCAGUAGCUCACACAGUGAGGCAGAGUGAAAGAGGGAAAAUGGCUGUAUGCCUCCCUGCAGAAAUGAGUAACAUUCCCGCAUUUUACUUAAAACUUUUUGUUCCUGUUUUAUUUUUUUUUAAAGAUUUUUAGAUAACACAUAUGAAUGAUUUCCCCUGCACAUAUAUGUAUGUACCUCAUGUGUGAGUCUGGGGCACAGAGAGGCCAGAGCAAGGCAUCAGAUGGCCUGGAACUUCAGUUAUGGAUGGUUGUGAGUCAUCACGUGGGUGCUUAGAACUAAACCCCGGUCCUCUGCCAGAGCAGCAAGUCUCUUAACUGCUGAGCCGUCUCUCCAGCCCCUUGUCCUUGGUUCUUAAAAUCUGUAUGUGUGUUGGUUGGGGCGUGUCUUUGGGUGCAUGUGCCAAAAUGGUGGUCCAAGGACAACUGUGGAGUUGAUUUUCUCCUCCCACGGUUAUAUGGGUUCCAGGGAUGGGACUCAGGUCUUCGGGCAUAUAUUGCAAGCAUCUUUAUCUGCUGGGCCAGCUUAAGGAGCCCAGUUUUUUAAUGAAAAAGAAAAGAAAAUAGGGUCUCACUUUGUAGCACAAGC